Molecule: messenger RNA, 1437 nt
Organism: Aureobasidium namibiae CBS 147.97
Lineage: Eukaryota; Fungi; Ascomycota; Dothideomycetes; Dothideales; Saccotheciaceae
Exons: 1
Coding region: 1-1437 (478 amino acids)
Molecular function (GO): acyltransferase activity, transferring groups other than amino-acyl groups
Source: RefSeq, a predicted model, not a curated record
AUGAGCACCUCCGUGUCCGAGAUCAUCGACAGUAUCAACUUCAACAGCCCGCCUGCACAUGCUCUGGAGCUCUCCUAUCUCGAGCAGGCCAAUCCCCGUGGCUACACACGACCCAUGUUCUUGUUCCCUGCGGUCAAGGGUGUGGAUCAGAUGGAAGUUGUCGAAAUCCUCCGCAGAGCCCUGAAGCCGACCCUCGAAGCCAUUCCAUCGCUGGCUUGCGAGUUUGUGCCAGUUGAGGAUGGCAAGACCCCGACUGGAAGAGUGGCUCUCAAACAUGGUGAUUUUGGCUAUCUGGUUGUCAAGGACGUUCGAGGCACUGGUUUCUCAUACGAGGAAUUGCGACAACAAAAGUUUCCUCAAUCACGACUUGACCCAGAUGUGUUUUGCGCCCGCGGUGUAUUCCCUCGGCCGGGAGAGAACCAGCCUGCUUGGAUUCCUCAACUGAACAUCAUCAAUGGAGGUUUUAUUCUCACUCUUCACAGCCAUCACACAAUCUACGAUGCUCAAGCUAUCAACGAGAUUCUCAGAGUGUGGGCACAGAAUUGUCGACACGUACAGGAUGGAGCCGUGCCAGCACGUUGUUCCCUUCCUGCAGCACAAUUCGAGAGAUCUGCUCAUAUCACUACUCGUGAGUCAACGGCAGAUGUUGGCAAUCCUGAAAAGCAUCCCGAGUUCAUUGUCGCCCCCUUCACUCUCUCUUGGCCCGAGACAGCUUUCAGGACUACACACAGACAACGCGUUUACCGCCUCUCACCUAAAGCCCUGGCUGAACUCAAGAACGACUGCACCGAGUCUGGCGACUCCUGGAUCUCGACAAAUGACGCAGCGACAGCACUCAUGUGGCGCUCAAUCAUCCGUGCUCAAGCCGAUUUCGAUACCCUCCCUGAAGAUGCCAUGUCCCACCACGUCGUCGUUGUCGACUUACGUCUACGCUCCAGCCCACCACUCUCAAAGCACUACCCCGGAUGCCCGAUGAACUACGCCCGACCAGGCAUGAAUCUUCGUGAGCUCUGCAGCACCACCUCUCUUGCUCCUCUGGCCCGCGCGAUCAGAGACCAAGUAGACCAACGCACACCCGCAUACACUGAGUCCCUUGUCACUCUACUCAACAACAUCCCCGGCUAUGGCCACUUCGCAUGGACGUCUUUCCCUUCCCUCCUCACCACCGACUGCAUGACCUCCACAUGGUACAAACUCGACAUUCUGGAUCUUGACUUUGGCCCUGCAAUCGGUCAAAUCGAAAGAGUCAGAUUCCCCACUGGAGGACUGUUUAACGGUCUCAGUAUGAUCUAUCCGCAGAUCACCAGAGGUGAACCGGAGCAUCUGGGUAUGGAGAUUGCGGUUGGAAUGGAGAUGCAGCAUUUUGAAAAGUUGAACAAGGAUCCGGUUUGGUGCAGGUAUGCUGAGUUGACGGAUCCUGGGUAUGAUUGCAUGUAG